AACUACUGGUAGAGAUACUGACCAGGGUAUCUUAGUUACUGCCCACCGAGGGUGCCUGAUCUGUGGGCUUCAGAAGAGGAACAGCUCCCUGCUUUAGGGCCUGUUAUAAACAAGCCCCUUCAAAUGCUACAGACUGGCUGUGUUGUCUGAGAAGCAGCUUGCAACUGGACUGCAUGGACCUGAUGAGCAAACAUGAAGGUAAAAGCUAAACUUUGUGGCUGCCUGUUGGCUCUGGGUCUUGGAGUAGGCCUCUCCCAGUACCAGUCUAAAAGUCACACAAAGCAUCACAUCCAGCAGGGCAGGUCAACCAUAGUCCACCUGUUUGAGUGGCGCUGGAAUGACAUAGCUGAAGAGUGUGAGCGAUAUCUGGGACCCAAUGGAUUUGAUGGAGUGCAGAUCUCCCCUCCCAGUGAGAACGUGGUGGUGACUAAACCAUGGAGACCGUGGUGGGAGAGGUACCAGCCAGUCAGCUACAACCUCUGUUCCCGCUCUGGAACCCAACAGGAGCUCCGAGACAUGGUCUGCAGGUGCAACAAUGUCGGGGUGAAGAUCUAUGCAGACGUGGUCAUUAAUCACAUGUGUAUGUCUGGCGCGGGCGAGGGGGAGGGCAGACGCCGUUCGACCUGUGGCUCAUACUUCAAUGCCAGCAAGAGGGAGUUCCCAUCUGUGCCCUACUCCGCUUCCCACUUCAACGAUGACAAAUGCACCACCAGCAGCAGAAAUAUUGAGACUUACCAAGACAUUUAUCAGGUGCGUAACUGUCGUCUGCUAGGUCUUCUGGAUCUGGCGCAGGACAAGGAGCAUGUGAGGGAGAGGAUAGUGGACUACAUGAACAGACUGGUGGAUAUGGGUAUAGCAGGUUUUAGGGUGGACGCAUGUAAACACAUGUGGCCUGAGGACCUGAAGAACAUAUACAGCAGACUUCACAACCUCAACACCACCUGGUUCACACAGGGAUCCAGACCACUCAUUUACCAAGAGAUUAUCGACCUCGGUGGCGAGCCGAUAAAAGCGACAGAAUACUCUGGACUGGGUCUUGUCACAGAGUUCAAGUAUGGUACUAUGCUGGGCUCUGUCAUCCGCAAGUGGAACCAAGGGAAACUCUCUGACCUCAAGACGUGUGGUGAGAGCUGGGAUCUGCUGCCCUCAGGCGAGGCAUUGGUGUUUGUGGAUAACCAUGACAACCAGAGAGGGCACGGUGCAGGUGGGGCCUCCAUCCUCACCUUCUGGGAGCCCAGAAUGUAUAAAAUGGCUGUGGCUUUCAUGCUGGCCCAUCCCUAUGGAGUUACGAGAGUGAUGUCAAGCUACCGGUGGGAUCAACAUGUUGUGGAUGGAAAGGACCAGAAUGAUUGGAUAGGUCCUCCCAGCUUCCCUGACGGCUCCACCAAGCCUGUCCCCAUCCAGCCAGACGGCAGCUGUGGGGAGGGCUGGGUGUGUGAACACAGAUGGCCCACAAUCAGAAAUAUGGUGAUGUUCCGUAAUGUUGUCGAUGGAGAGCCGUUGUCUAACUGGUGGGACAAUGGGGGGAACCAGAUAGCUUUUGGACGAGGCAACCAAGGCUUCAUAGUUAUCAACAAUGAUAACUGUUCCCUGGAUGUGAUGCUGUACACCGGCCUUCAUGGAGGAACCUACUGUGAUGUCAUCUCCGGUCAGAGGUCAGGGGGGCGUUGCUCGGGGAAACAGGUGACCGUUGGAGGGGACGGGAGAGCACACUUCACCAUCAGCCCCUCUGACCCGGACCCUGUCAUUGCCAUUCACACGCACUCUAAGCUAGAGUAGGAGCUAAUAACACUGCACUUUAUACCACACUGUGAUAUUAUAGUUUGUGUAUCAUUACUGUAUUUCAAGUGGUCUUUCUAUCGAGGUUUGGAAAGAUGAUGAUUAAGAAAUAAGGCACGAGGGGGUGUGGUAUAUGGCCAACAUGUGGUAUAUUGGCCAUAUACCACAAACCCCCAAGGUGCCUUAUUGCUAUUGUAAACUGGUUACCAAUGUAAUUAGAGCAGUAAAAAUACAAUGUUGUCAUACCCAUGGUAUACGGUCUGAUAUACCACAGCUGUCAGCCAAUCAGCAUUCAAGGCUCGAACCACCCAGAUUAUACUACAGUAGGCCUACUGAAAUGUCAUGUGUUAUUAUGGCUCAUAUCAAUUUGGGUCGUGAAAUGCAAACAACAGCUGUGUAAAAACAUCAUCAAUGUUAAUUUUAUGUCAGAUGUGAUCAUGCACUAUAGAUUCUGCAUGACUCUUCAAAUUUAGCGUUAAUAUACAUGCAUUUACAUUCAUUAUAUACUGUAUGUGUUAUCAUUUGUAAAAUACAAUUAAAUGUCCAGUUGGAAAUAGA
Salvelinus fontinalis (brook trout) is the source of this 2337-nucleotide messenger RNA. Its product is annotated as alpha-amylase-like. The record is from RefSeq and is a predicted model, not a curated record. Bases 193 to 1779 code for a protein of 528 amino acids. Gene Ontology annotation, biological process: carbohydrate metabolic process. Lineage: Eukaryota; Metazoa; Chordata; Actinopteri; Salmoniformes; Salmonidae. The transcript is spliced from 11 exons. Gene Ontology annotation, molecular function: alpha-amylase activity; cation binding.